AGAGAGAGAAAGAGAGAGAGAAAGGCCCCCUCCUCUUUUACCUAAAAUGUUUCUUCAUUCUAGAAUCCUUCUCAGGUUGUCCAGAUAUCCCUGCUGAGGUCUACUGAGCAAGAUCUUCCCAGAAGUCCUCCGUUUUUCCACGUGGAACUGUUCUUGCUCUUUCUUCAGAAAGCCUCUGCUAGUCUAUCUGUAUAGAAGUGCUAUAUAAACAGCACUUUCGAAUUGUAUUCUGUACUUCAAGCAUUACAUGUUGCCUUUCUUCAUAGAUUGAAAGCUUCAUGAGGGCAGGAAUUUGUACCUUUCCUGUUUCUGUGUAUCCACAUAGCACAUAAUGUUUAUUGGCCUAGAGUAAAUGUUGGUUGACUGAAUUAUUUUUGAGGCUGUCAGGAAUGAAUACUUGGGGAGAUAAGAAGAUGCCAAAGAUGAGCAUCUUACCAGAACUUUUGGAUGACUGGCCUUUUAAAUUGUUACUUAUCUGUCUGUUUUAUCAGUUAUUGAAUAAAAAUUGUUAAAGCUGUUUUUGGUUCUCUUUACCUCAGAUACUGUUUGUGAGGAAUGAUAGCUUGUCACAACAGCCCUGAAUUUGACAUUGGUUCUACUUCUCACCCUCUAGCAUGUGGAGACCUAUCUAUAUCUAUACCCAGCUGCUGAGUGUGGAGAAUAAAAACUAACUUCAUGUUGUCUGGUCCACAUUCUAGCUUGUUUGCUUUGAAGAAUUUUCUAGGUGAAGAAAUAGAUGCUUCAGGGUCUGAUUUCAGCGCAUGCUGUGCUAUGCAAAUGUUCUCUACAUGCCUGAGUGACCUUUUGAGAAAGAGCCUUUGUGAUCUUCUGUAGCCAGGGCCUGUUCUGGGAAUAGUGUGCCAGAUUCCUCUGAAAUGGGAAAAGUGAAUCUGGUUAAAGAUCACGUUAAAAAAGCCAAUGCUUUUCCUGGGUAAAUAUUGUUUCCCUGGAACCUGGGCUCCCCAGACGCCGCGCUGGAGCAGAUGGAUAAUGGAGACUGGGGCUAUAUGAUGACUGACCCAGUCACGUUAAAUGUAGGUGGACACUUAUACACAACGUCCCUCACCACAUUGACGCGAUACCCAGAUUCCAUGCUCGGAGCUAUGUUUGGGGGGGACUUCCCCACAGCUCGAGACCCUCAAGGCAAUUACUUCAUUGAUCGAGAUGGACCUCUUUUCAGAUAUGUCCUCAACUUCUUAAGAACUUCAGAAUUGACCUUACCCCUGGAUUUUAAGGAAUUUGAUCUGCUUCGGAAGGAAGCAGAUUUUUAUCAAAUUGAGCCCUUGAUCCAGUGUCUCAAUGACCCUAAGCCUUUGUAUCCUAUGGAUACUUUUGAAGAAGUUGUGGAGCUAUCUAGUACCCGGAAGCUUUCUAAGUACUCCAAUCCAGUAGCUGUCAUCAUAACCCAAUUAACCAUCACCACCAAGGUCCAUUCCUUACUUGAAGGUAUCUCAAACUAUUUUACCAAGUGGAAUAAGCACAUGAUGGACACCAGAGACUGCCAGGUUUCCUUCACUUUUGGACCCUGUGAUUACCACCAGGAAGUUUCUCUGCGGGUCCACCUGAUGGAAUAUAUCACAAAACAAGGCUUCACGAUCCGCAACACCCGAGUGCAUCACAUGAGUGAGCGGGCCAAUGAGAACACAGUGGAGCACAACUGGACUUUCUGUAGGUUGGCCCGGAAGACAGAUGAUUGAUCUCUAACCCUGGGAAAAAUUUCUGGAAACUGACUCUCCAAUAGAUGGAAAAGACUGAUUUUUUUUUUUAAUCACAGUGUGGGAUUUUUUAAAAAAAAUUUUUGUAUUUAUUUGCAGGCAUUGAAGACCAGAAGGAAGUUUUGUGCUUUAGCAGAAUCCUCUAUGUUUUGUUCACUUUGCCCUGAGUAUGCAUGUGCCUGUUCAGAGCCUCCAGAUACCUUUUUUAUAAAAAGAAGUCUGAAAUUAUUAUGGUAUAUAAUCUACCCUUAACAGAGCUUUUUUUUUUAUUACAGUGCUAAAAUGAUUUCUGAUUAAAUAGUCCCUGGCUCAACUCGAAGACUAAAAAAUGCAGAGAUGAAAGAAUAAACAGAGUAUGCAUGAUGCUUUUGACAAAAAUCAAAACAUCAUGCAGGGUGACCUAGUUUCCAGACCAAUAAGUUGUAUCGUAAUAUUAAAGGAAAACUGUUCUAAUCGUUUAAAAGUACUUGUUAAGUACUGCUUUUUACAGUUAUGACAACUGUUUCUUUCUAUGCAUAUAAAUCAAGCAACCAAAUAUCUGUAGCCAUGGAAAUGUCUGACUAGAAAUAUUUAUAUUGGAUUCUGAAUACAAAAUGUCCCUGUGGUAGAAAUCUUAACUUCUUGUGCCUGGUGCAGUACUAAUUCCCAAGUGUACUGUCUACCAGGAAAAAAAAAGAACUAAUAAAAAGCGAAAUAGAAAAA
Phyllostomus hastatus (greater spear-nosed bat) is the source of this 2417-nucleotide messenger RNA. RefSeq names its product potassium channel tetramerization domain containing 6 (gene KCTD6). Gene Ontology annotation, molecular function: cullin family protein binding. The coding region runs from base 984 to 1697 and encodes 237 amino acids. The record is from RefSeq and is a predicted model, not a curated record. The transcript is spliced from 3 exons. Gene Ontology annotation, biological process: ubiquitin-dependent protein catabolic process; protein homooligomerization. Lineage: Eukaryota; Metazoa; Chordata; Mammalia; Chiroptera; Phyllostomidae.